Choloepus didactylus (southern two-toed sloth) is the source of this 1440-nucleotide messenger RNA. RefSeq names its product olfactory receptor 1J4-like. Gene Ontology annotation, cellular component: membrane. Gene Ontology annotation, molecular function: G protein-coupled receptor activity; olfactory receptor activity. Bases 1 to 1440 code for a protein of 479 amino acids. The transcript is spliced from 2 exons. Lineage: Eukaryota; Metazoa; Chordata; Mammalia; Pilosa; Megalonychidae. Gene Ontology annotation, biological process: G protein-coupled receptor signaling pathway. The record is from RefSeq and is a predicted model, not a curated record.
AUGAAGAAGGAGAACCAGAGCAGCGUGUCUGAAUUCCUCCUCCUGGGGCUCCCCAUCCGUCCAGAGCAGCAGGGCGCAUUCUUUACCCUCUUCCUGGUCAUGUACCUCACCACGGUGCUUGGGAACCUGCUCAUCAUCCUGCUCAUCAGGCUGGACUCUCGCCUCCACACCCGCAUGUACUUCUUCCUCAGUCAGUUGGCCCUCACUGAUGUCUCUUUCUCAUCUGUCACUGUCCCAAAGAUAUUGAAGGACAUCCAGACUAAGCAGAAAUCCAUUCCCCAUGCAGGAUGCAUUUCACAGAUAUAUUUUUACAUACUGUUUGCUUCUGUUGACAGUUUUCUUCUUGCAGUGAUGGCAUAUGACAGGUAUGUGGCCAUCUGUCACCCACUGCACUACACCACCAUCAUGAGGGAGGAGCUGUGUGUCUUGUUGGUGGCUGGGUCCUGGUUCUUCUCUUGUGCCCAUGCCCUGUUGCACACCCUGCUGUUGGUCCAUCUCAUGAGGUGGGAGAACCAGAGCAGCGUGUCUGAAUUCCUCCUCCUGGGGCUCCCCAUCCAUCCAGAGCAGCAGGGUAUGUUCUUCUUCCUCUUCCUGGGCAUGUACCUCACCACGGUGCUGGGGAACCUGCUCAUCAUCCUGCUCAUCAGGCUGGACUCUCGCCUCCACACCCCCAUGUACUUCUUCCUCAGCCACCUGGCCUUCACUGAUGUCUCCUUCUCAUCAGUCACAAUCCCAAAGAUGCUGAUGAACAUGCAGACUCGGAACCGAUCCAUAUACUACAAAGGGUGCAUUUCACAGAUGUAUUUUUAUAUACUUUUUGGUUGUGUUGACAACCUCCUUCUUGCGGUGAUGGCCUAUGACAGGUAUGUGGCCAUUUGUUACCCUCUACACUACACCACCAUCAUGAGACAGGAGCUGUGUGUCCUGCUGGUGGCUGGCUCCUGGACUCUCUCCUGUGGCAGUGCCCUCUUGCACACCCUCCUUCUGGCCCGGCUGUCCUUCUGUGCUGACAACAGCAUCCCCCACUUUUUCUGCAGUCUCCCCAACCUGCUCAGGUUGUCCUGCUCAAGCACCUCUCUCAACAAGCUGGUUAUAUUCACUGCAGGGGCUGCACUUGUCAUCCUUCCAUUGAGUGGCAUCCUUGUCUCUUACAGCUGCAUUGGGGCCUCGAUCUUGAGGGUCCCCUCCACCAAGGGUAUCUGCAAAGCCUUGUCCACCUGUGGCUCCCACCUCUCCGUGGUGUCUUUAUUCUAUGGAACAAUUAUGGCACUGUACUUUACCCCCUCAUUGAACAACUCCAAUAACACAGAGAUGAUUGCCUCACUGAUGUAUACAGUGGUGACCCCCAUGUUGAACCCCUUCAUAUACAGCUUAAGAAACAAAGAUAUGAAAUUGGCUCUGGGGUUACUUUUCAGAAGUGAUAUCAUUUUCUCCAAGUGA